AUGGCUCCAGACAAUAAUAAACUCAGAGAAAUAAGCCCAAUUAGCGGCAAUGGAGAGGAUUUUGAAGACCAAUAUCUUUCAGAACAAAACCUCUUUGGUCUAGGACCUUCAGGGUCAUUUCAAACAGCAAGAGGAGAGGUAUCAAAUUGCAUGAACUCCACAAAGAAAAUCUCUCCAAAUUCAAAGAGCUUCAACAGAAAGCAAUCUUACAAUUGGGUAGACAUUAAAUUCGAAUCUUUCGACGUAUCAAAUCACUGGAGCCCUACGAAGAAAACUUCUCCAAACUCAAAGCGCUUCACUAGAAGGCUAUCUUCUGACGAUGAAGAAGAAGACUUACCACCUUCGAAGAGACAAGCGUAUGAUUCUUAUCAAGGAUAUGAUGUAAAAGCACCACAGCAAUCUCGAUUUAGUGUCACUGCAGGCAGUCGUUCUCCAGCAGAAAUUGAAAGAGCGGCAAGAGUCGCUCAACUCAAGAACGUCUUGCAGCUCGAUGAAGAUGUCAAGACGGAAAUGUCACAUGCUUCACCAAACGGAUAUGAGAGUGACCUCUACAAUGCUUCACCCGAUCAAGACUCUGCUCUUUUCAUGGAGUCUCAUCAAAUACAUAACCUUGACCGCCCUGAUAUUUUUGAAGUACAGUCUCCACCCAUGUUCUUUCACCACUCUGCUUUUCCUACUGAAAGUCGUAGCGUCUCUGUGGGCCUCGAUGAUACCGAGGAGAAAAUCACAGAACCUCCUAAUAUGUUUUCUCGUGCUCCAUCUCCUAGCAGGACAGAGGAUCUUAUUGAAACAGAUGAAGACUUACAUUCAAAGAUCAACAGUCCUGUGUUUAGUCGUCAAGAGGAAAUGUUCGACAACUUGUCAGACACUGAUUCAGAUGCUCUUACUAAGGAUACCCCAUUACCUUCCAUCGAGAUCUCAUCGGAUGACGACUUCUACAGCUCAGACAGCUCGGAAGCCAACUCAUCCGAUCACAGCAAGCGAAAUGUCAACGAACCAUGGAAUAUCGAGGAUCGAUUCAUUGAAGUACACGAACUGAUAACCGCUACGCAUCACGUGAUGCUUCAGAAUCACAAGAGCACCGAAACAUUCCAAGAGCAGAAUUCCGAUCAAGCCCAACAAAUCGCAUCUAUAUAUAGCACAAUUGAAAUAUUGGGAAAGCAAGCCCGAAACCAAGCUGAAGAAAUCCUGGAAUUAAGAGGUGAAAUUACAAAACUCAAAGAAGAAAAUGCAGGACUGGCACGUCGACAUACGGAAUUGGGUGAUUCGCUUGUCGAACUCUCAGAGCAAAUUAUCCAUUGUAAUAAACAACUUGAAGAACUUAGAACGGAAAGAGUUUCGGAAUUUAAGCAGGAUGCUUCGGGGGUCGAUAAAGAUGAAGUUACGGAACUAAAAAAUGAGGUUGCGAGAUUGAAUAAAGAGGCUCUUGAGUUGAAGAGGGACGUUUUGAAGAAGGAGAUUGAGAAAUUCCGCAAUUGUACCUAG
Sclerotinia sclerotiorum 1980 UF-70 is the source of this 1485-nucleotide messenger RNA. RefSeq lists its product with no specific name. The transcript has 2 exons. NCBI's taxonomy places the organism in Eukaryota, Fungi, Ascomycota, Leotiomycetes, Helotiales, Sclerotiniaceae. The record is from RefSeq and is a predicted model, not a curated record. Bases 1 to 1485 code for a protein of 494 amino acids.